AUGUAUCUAUCGGCCGAGCUUCCUUCGGACCCAGCCACGAUCCGAGCGGUGCCGGUACAGCCCGGGUCAGACGCACAGAUCGGUGCCACGAGUGAGCCGGCGACACCGGCAGACGAUCAUGAAGCCGAAUGUCUGGUGAACGUCAACACCGAGCAUCGAGUCACCUAUCUGAUGAUGUCUUGUCUGGUCGCCAUCUUUAUCAACCUUCCAUUUGGUGGAAUGGCUCUGGUCUGUUCAAUCCGGUCGCAUCAGCUGCUCGGCCUCUCGGGACGCCUGCCUCAACGCAGUGCUGGGGCCGGCCUCCUGUUCGCCUCCGCCUUCAUCCCAAAACGCAACUACCGCGCCUCCCUGUGGUACGGCCGGACUGCUCUGAUCCUCAAUCUACUCGGAAUUGUGACCACCUCGGGUCUGCUGAUCGCAACCUUCGUUUAUCUGGGAUUGUAUCCCGACGUCUACUAUUCCAUGGUCUCGCAGAUUAGACAAUAA
This is a messenger RNA of Protopolystoma xenopodis, 486 nucleotides long. Lineage: Eukaryota; Metazoa; Platyhelminthes; Monogenea; Polystomatidea; Polystomatidae. The record is from the annotation of a GenBank genome assembly.